CAUCAUGGAUCGUAGUUGAUUUGAAGAUACGGUUCAGUGGUCACGUUUUUAUUAAUAUUAUUAGUUCUAAUUAAGAAUACUUUUUAUAAGAAGAAAUAAAUCAAAAACCAAUUAUUCUUUGAUUUGUCUUUUUACAUCAGUCCUUAUUGAUGUAUAUGAAGAGUAAUUUGUUAAAGCCAUGACUGUGAGAGAGUGUUAUUGUGUUGAACUGUCGCCCAGCAAAAAAUCGAUUCACGGAUUGAAAAUGAGACACAUAUUCCUAGUACUGGUGUUCGCAAGUUUAAUGGUUAGUUCUUGUGUGGCGGAUUUGGAACUAUCAUGCACAAACGUGCGAAAUAUCUUUGAAAAGAAAGGAAUGUUGUCGGUGGUGGACAUACAGGAGCAGCCUAAUUCAGAUGCGGGCGGAUUAUGCGGGACGCAGGGCUGCUGCGGCGCGACGGCGCGCGCGCCGCUCACGCAGCAAGCGCGCCGGCAGCUCGAAGACGCGCUGCGCAGCGAGCUCGGCAAGCUGGCGGACGUUCUCAGCAACAGAGCCAAGCGGUUUGAUGACUUCUUCCGCAAGCUGCUGCAGAUCUCGCGCGAGGGCUUCCACGCCAUGUUCAAGCGAACGUACGGCAUGAUCUACGAGCAGCACUCGUACGUCUUCGAGCAGCUCUUCGAACAACUAGAACGGUACUACACUCUCGGCGAUACCAACUUCGAGCACAUGAUGGAUCACUUCUUUGGCAUACUUUAUCAGAAGAUGUUCAGCGUGCUCAACGCUCAAUAUAGUUUCGAUGAAAAGUACUUGAAAUGCGUGAACGAGCACAUGCGCGAGAUCCAGCCGUUCGAGGACGUGCCGCACAAGCUGUCGGUGCAGCUGCGGCGCGCCUUCGUGGCCACGCGCACCUUCCACAAGGCGCUGCGCGCCGGCGCCGACGUCGUGCGCAACAUGAUGCAGGUGGGCGUGGGCGAGGAGUGCGCGGCGGCGUGGGCGCGGCUGCGCUGGUGCGGCGCGUGCGGCGCGGGUGCGGCGCCCGCCUGCAGCCGCUACUGCCACAACGUGCUGCGCGGCUGCCUGCCCGCGCACGCCGACCUCGCCGACAACUGGGACGCCUACGUCGACGCCGUGGAAAAGGUAGCCGAUCGACUUCUCGGUCCAUUUAAUAUCGCCAUGGUCGUGGAACCGAUCGACAUAAAGAUAUCAGAGGCCAUAAUGAGUUUUCAAGAGCACAACCAAGAGAUCUCCCAGAAGAUCUUCGCCGGGUGCGGCAAGCCGGUGCUGGGCGGCGGUGGCGGCGGCGGCGGCGGCGGCGCCUUCUUCGCGCCCGAGCGCAGCCGCCGCUCGCCGCGCGCGCCGCCGCCGCCCGCGCCGCCCGCGCCGCGCCGCCUCGUCGCUAAUGACGUAGACGAUUUCGAAAUCGAAGCCUCCUUCGAGAGUCUACUCAACGACGAUCCUUCCCUCCUCAGCCUGAGGACACCAGAAGGAAUCAAAAAGAUAACUGACGAGAUGGCCGAACAUGCCAAGUCGAGAGAGCGAUUCUUGCAGUAUAUGAGGGGAAAUAUUAAUUUAGAAGCGUACGAAGAACACGAGAGACGGAAACGAGACGCGGAACCCGAGCCCGCCGGAGGAGCUGAAAUCGACUUCAGGUCGUACGAGUUUGCCGGCAAGCGGGGCUCCAAGAAGAAGAAGCCCGCCGCCAAGGCGGAAGACGGCCACGGGUCGGAGUGGGCAGGGCCGGCGCUGGAGAAGCUGGUGCGCGAGACGCGGCUGCGCGUGCGCGCCACGCACCACUACUGGAGCCACCUGCCCGCGCUGCUGUGCAGCCCCGCCAGCGUCACCAGCGCGCCCUGCUUCAACGGCACGCACACCGCCAGCUACACGUUGAGUUCGGCGGGCGAGGGCAGCGAGGCGCUGGCCGCCAACCCGGAGGUGCGCGGCGCGGCGCGCGCGGCGCCCGCCGUGGCGCGCGCGCAGCUCGACGCGCUGCCCGCGCUCACCGCGCGCCUCAAGGACGCCUACAACGGCGUCGAGGUGCAGUGGAAGGACGACAGUGACUCGCUGGCGGCGGCGGAGUCGCAGCUGCACGCGCUGGCGGAGCCGGGCUCGGGCUCGGGCUCCGGCGACGACGCGGACGACGAGGACGCGCGCGACCGCCUGCCCGACGACGACGAGGACCGCGACCGCGACCCGCUCACUGACUAUCCUGAAGGGUCGGGCGAUAGCGGGCGCAGGGACGACGAGGACUCGCUGGAGACGGAGGUGGAGCCGGCGGUGGGCACGGCGCGGCCGCCGCCGGGCGCGGCCGGCCCGCCCGCGCCCGCGCCCGGCGUCGUGGACAGCCCCGCCUCCAACAACGUGCAGGUGCGCGGGCAGGUGGGCGCCGCGCCGCCGCCGCCCGAGCCGCCCGCGCCGCCCGCCGCCGGCGCCGCCGCCGCCGCGCCGCGUCCCUCGCUGCAGAAGGCACUCUUCACCUACGCGCUGCCGGUCGUCUGCGCGUGGUUCGGCACCAUCAUCACCGACUUGAUAUAACCGCACCCCUCGUUACUCCGGUGCUGGAACUCUUUACUCCAUCGAUUGUGCGAGCGACCGUAGCGGACGUGUGCGGCGCGCUGGCGAGCUUAUUCUGCCGGUGGCGUCUGACAUCGAAAGUGUCGUAUGAAUAUUUUACACGUGACGUUUCGGAUAAACUGAAGAGAAUGAAUUGGAUAGUAGUAUCCUAGUCAGUAAAAGCGGAAGUCGAAUGGCGUGUGAGCGCUGCUGUGAUAAAAAGUGGACGGUUUAUGCCUACUACUAUAGGAAAAGUGUCCGAGCAUGAACUUCCUAGAAAAUUUGUAACACGAUAUACGACCACUGUGAAACGUAGUGGACUUUAUUUAUUAUUUUAUAUAAAAUUAUUAGUCUUGGUUUUUAUUACUAUCGAUUUUUAAAUGACGCAUGUACAGUAGAGGUGGAUUUCAUUUGGCCCUAAAUAAAUCCAUUUAUGUGGCUAAAUUUAUAUUACUGCCAGUUUGCUACUGCCGAGCACAUUGUAUUAUUGUGCAUGGAGUGUAAAAUUGAACUUAGCUAGUGAAUGUAAUAUGUCUAUUGUUAUGCGUCAGAUCAAUGUAUGUAUACUAUUUUGUGAGUCUGUGUGGAAUGCUAAUAAUUAAACGUGGAUGUUUAUGUGUAUUAUUCAUAUGGAAUAUCUAUACAUAUUUUAUGUAUACAUACUUAUUAUUAGCCGUUACUUUUUAUUAUAAGAGCAUAUCCACAUAAUGACUCUUUUACGUUAAAAAUGACUUAAGGAACAUGUACAUAUAACUUAGACGUAAUAUUAAAAUUAAUUUAAGAGACUGAUUCGCUUUCGUUUAUUUUAUAUAAAUAUAAUAGCUAAGUUUAUUUGAUCAUACGCGACGGUUGAGCAAAAAAAUAUUGUGAUGUUACAUAUAUCGCUUUUAUAUCUUUUUUUACAGUUUUUUUUCUAUUAUCAUUUAUCGUAGAUGAAUUCGAUGCACACCACACGCUGCAGUGCCGAUGUCUGUAACGCGUGUGUGUGUGAGUGUGUGUGUGUGUGUGUUUGGCGUCCGCGCCGACCAUGUGCGUGGUGCGAGACCGAGCUUGCGCUGUGAAGUGCACUAUUAUAGUCUCGUAAUGGCGAACGCUAUUGUGUACUAUAAUAGUACACAAUAGCGUUCGAGCACUCGCUGGAGCGUCCACAACGAGCUCGAGUCACAAGUUGAAGUCUAACAUGUUAACAUACUAUUAUGUCCAUGCUUUAUUAACGCCAAGCUUUGCCAUAUACUAAAAUCAAUAGGUAACGCACAAUCAGAAAUAAUGUGUAAGCUAAUUUUAUUGUUUGUUUUAUAGCUUUCUUUUCAUCUCAUAAAUGUAAGAUUAAAUGUAAAUUUAAAUAUGACCCCCGUACCAUGCACUCUUGACCCAAUUGUCGGUACAGUCUGAGCCUGAUGCCAGCCGUGAAGUAAUCAUAACGGAACGGAAUCGUUCAAGUAUUUAAUUAAAAUAUUUCCCUUCCGUUCAAGGACAACUCGACUCGCCAAGUGACGCGAUCCACUGUGCAUGAAUAACAUGUGUGUCUGCCAAUUCAUGCAAUUGGUAUGUUAUACAUUUAUUUCUUUUAUAAAUAUAUAAAACAUCCAUCUUAUACAUCUCGAUUAAAACAAAAUCCAACAAAACAUAGAUAGCGAGUUGCACGAGUACGCGGGCUAUGUUUAUCGCCAGCUGAAGCGCGAUAUGUGCGAGCUACGGGACCAAAUUCAUAGUAUAUUAUAUGCCCGAUUUGUGUGCCAUUGUGCUUAUUGUAUAUUCUUUAUUAUUUACGAAACUUUAGUUGUUCCAAAGGAAUUGUUGCACAGAAAUUGAUUAAGGUCUCACUUUUAUAUUAUAUGUCUCGAGCUAGCAGCUAACGAAGCGCAGCUGUAUACUAACGCCAAUUAUUUUUGCGGCCUCACUUUGGGGGCGUUGUAGUCUUUGGUUAUAAAGUACCAAGCCGCUAUAUACUUACUUCUAAAUAUACAUUACAUUUUUAUACAGGAUUCAAAUGUACGGUGUUUUACAAGAAUGUUGAUGUGGUUUUCAGAACAAGAUGGGUAGCGCAAUGCACGCACAUUUAUUUUAUAACAGUCGAAAAAACCAUGAAUCCAAAGAACUACAUCCUAUGAACGAACUUGAAUAAAAUAAAAUUAGUUUCAAAACUCUUAAAUGAUUCUGCUAGUAUACGUCAAGUUUACUUUGUCAGUUGCAAUAGGUUUCUAAGGACCAAAUAACUUUAUCUUAUUCCGAAAAUCACUAAAUUCUGCGGUUUGGCGGUUACUAAAGGAGGUCAGAUUUACAAGUCAGUAAAUUGAAGACUAAUAAUAAUUUAAAACAAUUUUUAGCGCUGUAUAGACUAAAUGUAAAUAUCGUAUUUAAUGUUAUAUGAAAUCAUGUAAUUUAACUACUUUGUGAAAACUGAAUGUGGCUAAGUAGAAGUUUUUAUACAGUUAACGAAACAGGGUACCGAGUUGAUUCAUUAAAGCUACAGUCAUAGUGCAGGAGUAAAUAUUGCCACGGCCUAACAACACGCAGCUGCACCGCACCGCACCGCACUCCGGCGCGCAUCACUAUUCAUUGAUAGCGACAGCUAUGCUACUAUCUAUCAUCGCCACGCGACCAGGUAGCGCCUUGUCAAAUAUAAUUUAUGCCAUGUUGUUAUAUUUUCGGCACUUUCAAUAAGUUUAAAGAGAAAAUUUAUAAUUACAGAAAAUUACUAUAUGCUCGAAGGCGACUUAUGUUAUAACAUAACAUUAUUAGUAUUAUUUAUUACUGCUUUUUUCGAAAAGGCGUCACAUACGUUCGUAACACUAAGAAAAGUUGCCAGUGAAAGCUUUAAAAAUCUAAAAAAAAUCAUAGCAUAGCCUGUGUGUUCUGUUAGGCUGCGGCAUUCAAACAUUAUAAAUAUACUAUUAAAAAAUGUCAUGCAUGUUAACUAUAUGUAUUUAUACAAUAGUGGAAACUGCUCAUACUAGUACCUAACAUUAAUAUGGCCCAGUGACGUGAAAUAUCUACAAUUUGUAUCGCCAGAAACACCAGCCGGUUUGAAUGCCAAUGGGGAGUCUAGUCAAACAGUGUAAUGGCAUUGGAACUGAUAGCAUGAUGUCGGGCAGUUUCCGCGAGCAUCGAGCGCGCCCAACACCGGGGCGUUCAUUGUAAAUUGUAAGUAGUUAAAAUGUUAUCACAGUCGGUAUUGCAAAGGUGUUUUGGAAAUAUAUAUAGUAGAUAUUCAAUUUAAGAUCAGAAAUAAACAUAACAUGUGAA
This is a messenger RNA of Leguminivora glycinivorella, 5776 nucleotides long. It is a transcript of the gene dlp, whose product is annotated as glypican-4. Gene Ontology annotation, biological process: regulation of signal transduction; regulation of protein localization to membrane; cell migration. The record is from RefSeq and is a predicted model, not a curated record. NCBI's taxonomy places the organism in Eukaryota, Metazoa, Arthropoda, Insecta, Lepidoptera, Tortricidae. The coding region runs from base 179 to 2512 and encodes 777 amino acids. Gene Ontology annotation, cellular component: cell surface; extracellular region; synapse. The transcript is spliced from 11 exons.